Molecule: messenger RNA, 1747 nt
Organism: Cynara cardunculus var. scolymus (artichoke)
Lineage: Eukaryota; Viridiplantae; Streptophyta; Magnoliopsida; Asterales; Asteraceae
Product: inosine-5'-monophosphate dehydrogenase 1-like
Exons: 4
Coding region: 56-1558 (500 amino acids)
Biological process (GO): GTP biosynthetic process
Cellular component (GO): cytoplasm
Molecular function (GO): IMP dehydrogenase activity
Source: RefSeq, a predicted model, not a curated record
AACCAAACCCUUUUCUUUCUUUCUUUCUCAACUCCUGCCCCGUAAAGCCAACGCCAUGGCCGCCGUCGGAGAAAUGGAAGAUGGUUUUCCGGCAACGAGGCUUUUCAAUCAAGGUUACUCUUACACCUACGAUGAUGUUAUCUUCCUCCCUCAUUAUAUCGAUUUUCCAACCGACUCUGUUCAACUGAACACAAAACUCUCUCGUAACAUAAACCUGUCGGUACCUUGCGUCGCUUCUCCGAUGGACACCGUUACCGAAGCCUCCAUGGCUGUUUCCAUGGCCGCUUUAGGUGGUAUAGGAAUCAUCCACUCAAAUAAUACGCCAUCUGAACAGUCAUCCUUAAUCCGGUCAGCUAAAUCACACCGUAUCCCUUUUGCAUGCACCGAUAUCCCGUUUGUGUCACCGGAUGAUUCUAUUUCAUCCGCUUCUGUUUUCGAGACAUCUCCUUGUGUUUUUGUGGGGUCCAAGAGUGAUAAUAAGUUGCUAGGGGUUGUUGAUAAGUUAACUUGGGAGGGUUUAGCUGAUAAGGAAGCUAGGGUUUCUAGUUACAUGGAGAAGAACAUGAUUACAUUACCGAAUACUUAUAAAUUCGAGGAUGUUGCUGGUUAUUUAGCGGCCAAGGAGUUGGAUUUUGUGCCUUUGGUGAGCGGUAACGGGGAGGUGGUAGAUGUGGUGAGUAAGGCGGAUGUUGAGAGGAUUAGGGGUUUUCCCAAGGGAGGGCUGCCGUCUGUGGGAGAAGAUGGAGAGUUUUUGGUUGGGGCUUCAAUUGGGACAAGGGAGAGUGAUAAGAAGAGGUUAGAAUAUUUGGUUGAAGCUGGUGUUAAUCUAAUAGUCAUUGAUAGUUCUCAAGGGAACUCAAUAUAUCAAAUUGAGAUGAUCAAGUAUGCCAAGAAGACGUAUCCUGAUUUGGAUGUGGUUGGUGGCAAUGUGGUUACAAUGUACCAAGCCCAGAACUUGAUUCAGGCUGGAGUUGAUGGUUUGAGAGUUGGGAUGGGGUCUGGCUCCAUUUGUACUACUCAGGAAGUCUGCGCCGUGGGUCGUGGACAGGCGACUGCAGUUUACAAGGUAUCGUCUGUUGCUGCACAAAGUGGUAUUCCCAUCAUCGCUGAUGGUGGCAUUUCUAAUUCUGGACACAUAGUCAAAGCCUUGACCCUAGGGGCGUCAACCGUCAUGAUGGGAAGCUUCUUGGCUGGAAGUACUGAAGCUCCUGGAGCGUAUCAAUACCAGGGUGGUCAUCGGAUCAAAAAGUACCGUGGGAUGGGUUCUCUUGAAGCAAUGACGAAAGGAAGUGAUGCUCGGUACCUUGGGGAUACAGCUAAAAUGAAGAUUGCUCAGGGGGUUGUUGGAGCAGUUGCAGAUAAAGGUUCUGUUUUGAAGUUCAUUCCAUAUGCUAUGCAUGCAGUCAAGCAGGGUUUCCAGGAUCUCGGUGCUUCUUCCUUGCAGUCGGCUCAUGACAUGUUGAGGUCUGGGAUCCUGAGGCUGGAGGUACGAACAGGAGCAGCACAGGUCGAAGGAGGUGUUCACGGCCUCUUGUCUUAUGAAAAGAAAUCUUUCUGAUCUUUCGGUAUUAUCUAACGCCUUAUGACGCAAAUCUAUGAUACAAAUCCAUCGUGUUUAGUAGCAUAAUCAAUGUUGUAAUCUUCAAACAUAAAAAAAUUGGAGGAGUUGGAAUCUAUUUUUUUAGAGAUCCUGAACUUAACCUUUUGUUUUGUAUAAAUUAUGAAAAAUCUGCUAAUUUGAUGGACC